This is a messenger RNA of Rhipicephalus sanguineus (brown dog tick), 666 nucleotides long. RefSeq lists its product as uncharacterized. Lineage: Eukaryota; Metazoa; Arthropoda; Arachnida; Ixodida; Ixodidae. Bases 1 to 666 code for a protein of 221 amino acids. The record is from RefSeq and is a predicted model, not a curated record. The transcript has 4 exons.
AUGUAUGGUUUCCGGGAACUCUCCACACUGGUAGUCGCUGUGAUGGCUUUGGUCAUCUCUGCCAUUCCCAAGACUGCCUGGACAUUCGUAUUCACCCGAAGGUACUUGCGGGUACCGGUUGAUGCGCCGUGCAGGGCACGAUCGCUUCGCUGCACCGUUCAGGAAUACAACUUUCCGCGCCGCUGCGGUCUCUGUAAAAUUCGGUACCCCAUCCGGACAUUGUCACGCUUUCACUCCUCUGACCGCAGCCAGGUGACCCCCGAAACCUUGGUCCUGCUGCUCUCACUGUCGCUGUUCUCGCUUCCCGCUCAACCGGGCACAUCGUCGACUGCUCCGGUGCUGCCCUGGGCGGCCGCCCGGGCACGUUUUCCCUGGAGCUGCCUUGCCCUCACAGCCUGCGGGCAAGUGCACGUCGCCUUCUUCCAGCGUUCAGGCAUGAACGACGUGCUGGUCUCGUGGGUGAAGAGCAUUUCCGGGAAGACGUCGCAGGGCUUCGUCCCGCUGCUGGGCAUCCUCUCCACGCUUACGGCCGAGCUGACCAGCAAGGACAAGGGCGUCUCCUUCCUCCUGCCCACACUGGACGCCAUCGUAAGCGUUGCUAGCUGUGGUAAACCGGCUGUGCGACACGCCGUAAAUGACGCGAAAGAAGGGCCUCCGUACUCUUAA